Messenger RNA from Acanthocheilonema viteae, 1176 nucleotides. The record is from the annotation of a GenBank genome assembly. NCBI's taxonomy places the organism in Eukaryota, Metazoa, Nematoda, Chromadorea, Rhabditida, Onchocercidae.
AUGCUUCCUACAACGAUGGAAAAUUUGAAGGAUGAAAGGAUCAAGAAUAAUGAUAAAGCAUCAUCGUGUUCAACAAUGAAUUUGUUAUGGCGAUUAUCUGUACGUAUAGGUAUCUCCCGUCAUAUGCUUCCCACAUUCAAGAUAAUCAUCAUAACUGGCGCUUUUGUCACAGCGCUUCUGUAUUAUUUGUCAUUGGAUUGGACGGUAUUUGUGGAAGAUCAAAGUUAUGGAAUUGCCGCCAUUCAAGGUCAGCAGGUUCGUUAUUUGAUUGAAUCAAGGCCUUGUUCCGAUGUGAAAAAGGAUUGCUACACUGUUUAUGAUGCUGUUGAUAUGUUUACGGGUGAUGUUAAUCGCUUUUUGAUAAUGCGACAUGUUCCAAAGAAACAUGGAACUGUUGUUCGCCUCAUCCCACCUAUAGGUCUCAAGUCUAAAGAAUCGGAUUCACGAUUUUGGAAAGUGAAUCAUACGCAUAUCAAUAGGCAGUAUGUAGCAGUUAUGCUAACUGUACCAUUUGGUGUUGCUGCAUUGGCACUCUCUAAUUACGCUAACCUGGCAGCGAAUGUUUUGAUAGUUGGUCUUGGUGGUGGCUGCAUGAAUAUGUUUUUGAUAAAUCAUUUUCCGAAGAUGGCAAUAACAGUUGUCGAACUGGACCAAAUUAUUAUUGAUCUAACGCGGCGAUGGUUUGGAUUGGAAAAAAAGAAUGAGAAAAUCCAGAUUGUGAUGAUGGAUGGUGUAAAAUUUGUUGAAAAAGCAGUGGCCAAAAAAAUCCGCUUUGACGUUGUGCUUAUUGAUGUAUGUGAUGAUGCCGGCGACGUAACUUGUCCUUUGGAAUUGUUUAUCCAUGCAAAUUUUAUAACAAAUUUGAAGAAAAUUCUGGAACCGACAGGAGUUGUGGUGCUGAAUGUUCUGCCACGCGAAAAUGCUUUGGAUCAGGUUCAUAAGGUACUGCAUGCAUAUCAAAAGCAAUUUCCAACAUGUGCUGUUGCUCCACUGCUUCGUGAAAUGAAUACAAUACUUGCAUGCCAAAUUCUACAGCAAGUUGAUCCGCAUGCCAGUCAACGUUUGAUGUCCGAAAGAUUUCAAGAGGCUUGGAGUUAUUUUGGAUUCAUCCAACAAUUUGGUAUUAUGGAACUGUCUUUCAUAAAUGGUAAAACCAAAGCAGAAAAUACUUCUUGA